Messenger RNA from Elaeis guineensis (African oil palm), 1876 nucleotides. RefSeq names its product wee1-like protein kinase. Gene Ontology annotation, biological process: protein phosphorylation. The record is from RefSeq and is a predicted model, not a curated record. Gene Ontology annotation, cellular component: cytoplasm; nucleus. NCBI's taxonomy places the organism in Eukaryota, Viridiplantae, Streptophyta, Magnoliopsida, Arecales, Arecaceae. Gene Ontology annotation, molecular function: ATP binding; protein tyrosine kinase activity.
AUGAAGGCCAAAACCCCAGCAAAUCCAAAGGGCCGAGGCCGAGGCCGAGGGCGAGGGGGGCCGAGAUCCUCCGCGGUGGCAGCAAUGGAGGCGACUUCUCCCGCCGGCGAUCUCACCGUCCAGCUCGACCAUGUCUCCUUCCUCCCCCUCCAGCCCAUUUCCUCCGAUCCCCCCUCCCGCUUCCAGAAGCUCCUUGAAGCCGAGGAUGGCCGCGAGCCCACCCUCGAACUCGAUGACGGAGGAGCGGAGGACAAGGACUGCAUCCUUAGCCAAGAUUUCUUCUGCACUCCGGAUUAUAUUACACCAGAAGGACCGCAAAUCAUCAACAAUUUUGAGUUCAAUAAGGAGAAUAUACCUUGUCCCAAGUCACCGGAGAAAUCGAUCAAUGGCAGGAAGAAAAGAAACAAUCAAGAUGGCUCCCCGUGUAAUUCAUUAUCCACCAACCUUCAUUGCACUGAGCAGGGUGCUGAAGUCCAGCUGGAUGCUCUUGGCCCAGAUGAACUUGGGGAAGGCAAGUCAAUACAAACUAGGUCACAGAAGAAAAGAAACUAUGUUUCUCAGUCUGCAGUAGCUUUACGUUGCCGAGUUAUGCCUCCUCCUUGCAUCAAGAAUCCAUAUUUAAGCACAGUAUCAUCAACCAAUCUUGAUAUUUUUGGUGACAGAAGAUUGAAAUCCACAGGUUUUUCUCCAUCAGUCGGUGGAGAUGGCCUUUCACGCUACCGCACCGAUUUUCAUGAAAUUGAGCAAAUUGGAUGUGGGAAUUUCAGCCAUGUAUUCAAAGUUCUGAAAAGAAUAGAUGGCUGUAUGUAUGCAGUGAAACACAGCAUAAAGCAACUGCAUCAUGACAUGGAAAGGAGACGUGCAUUGAUGGAAGUUCAAGCACUAGCAGCCUUAGGAUAUCAUGAAAACAUAGUUGGCUACUACACUUCAUGGUUUGAAAAUGAGCAACUGUAUAUUCAGAUGGAACUUUGUGACAGGAGCCUUUCAAUAAUCAGAGGUCAUAUACCUAAGGGUGGAGAAGUCCUUGAAAUUUUGUAUCAGAUAGCUAAAGCAUUGCAGUUUAUGCAUGAGCGUGGUAUAGCCCACUUAGAUGUUAAGCCCGAGAAUAUGUAUGUAAAAAAUGGUGUUUAUAAACUUGGAGAUUUUGGUUGUGCAACACGCGUUGAUAGGACUUUACGCAUUGAAGAAGGCGAUUCGCGUUACAUGCCUCAGGAAAUCUUAAAUGACAAAUAUGAGCAUCUUGACAAGGUCGACAUUUUUUCUUUAGGAGCAGCCACCUAUGAGCUCGUGAAGGGUUCCCCCCUUCCUGACUCUGGUCCCCAGUUCUCAAACCUCAGAGAGGGCAAAAUCCCACUGCUUCCUGGAUAUCCUAUGCAAUUCCAGAGCUUACUUAAGGCUAUGAUGGACCCUGACCCUUUAAGACGCCCUUCUGCGAAGGAAAUCAUGGAACAUCCGAUCUUUGAGAAAUCACAAGGAACCUCCAUCAAGCAAUCUCAUCAUGUGUUAAAUAAAUUCAGACAGUGAUGGCACCAAUAUUGGAGGAGAUAUAUAAGUCUUGGUCAAUUUUGGAUUUGCUCUGGUUUAGAGGGCACAUUCUGCAUCUCAUUUUGUACCAUACCUCAAACUCUAGUGCCCUAAGUUUUGCAACGAUACCUUCGAGAUGCAGUCUUUUGUUAUCUUAUGAGUAUGUAAAUCCCUUUUGAGGGAUGCUAUAAAUAUUGUCCCUUGGUAUCAGGAAAGAAAGUGGGGUGGUGGGGGAGGCAUUUCUGGUGUCAGAAAAUGGUGGUUUUCCUAUUUUCUGGUGUUUGGACGAAUAGGCAAAGCAUGUAACUGUGUAAUAGGAGGUUAGAACUUCGGACUAUACCUCAUUUGCUCA